Molecule: messenger RNA, 2446 nt
Organism: Triticum dicoccoides
Lineage: Eukaryota; Viridiplantae; Streptophyta; Magnoliopsida; Poales; Poaceae
Exons: 3
Coding region: 467-2245 (592 amino acids)
Molecular function (GO): protein binding
Source: RefSeq, a predicted model, not a curated record
UUCGGCCCUUUCAGGGCUCUGCUAGAGCAUCAGGAACCAUAGCCGAUCCUGCGGAUCCAUCCUCUCGGCCGCAGGCGCCGCCAAUCCCCACCGCCGUCCACCACCACUCUGCCCCGACACCAUCCCUUGCGACAACCCCCUAGCCCACCUGCCAUCUGCCGCCGGCCACCACCAGUGUCCUCCGCCGCCAUCCCCUGUGACACCCCCGACCCGUCCCUGCCGUCCGCCGCCGGCCACCACCACCUCUGCUGCUUGGGUAAUUAUGCCUGGCUGCGUUCCGGGGGAAAUAAUCUCGCGGGAGACAGGGGCGGGAGAAGAUUUGAUUUCCUUGUGUAAUCGAGGAAGAGAGGAGGUCGAUUUCGGAUUGUGCGGCAACAAAGGAGUGAUUUUUAUUCCGAGUCUGUCUGUUGAGAAGUUGUAAUCCGGAUCCUCCUCCCUCUCCUCUGAAUAAUCUCCUCCCUUUUGGAUGAGAGCCGGCCGAGUCGGAGGAGGAGGGGCCGCCUAUCGAUCUAAUAAAUUGGCGUCCCCAAUUUGUUCUUCGCCGGCGAUUAGUCUGCUUUGUUGCGGCGGUCUAAAUAAACAGAGGAGGGGAAGGGGGGAUUCGAAUAAGGCCAGCUCGUCCUCCGUUGUCACAGAUCCAAUAAGAUCAGCCAUGAAGAACAAAAACGGUCGUCCCAGGAAAUCAGCUCUCAACGAAGCCGCUGCUGGCAACAAGAAUGGUCGUCGCAGGCGGAAUGUAAGUGUGCCUGGUGUUUGUACACAACAUAAGGUUCAUCCUCAAAAGGCUGAUUAUCUGUUGUUCCAGCUAAAUGCAACGCAAAAGGCAACUCGCAACGAAGCCGCUGCUAGCAACGCAAAUGAUGACAGGCUUAGCAAGCUGCCCAAUGACCUUCUUCUCAACAUUCUGGAGAGGGUGGACACACUCGACGCUAUAAGGGCCUGCAUCCUCUCCAGGCAAAUGCUGAAGCUCCCCACCAUGCUCUCGCGCUUUUACCUAAGUGUUAGUUCCAUUCCAGGUCUCCAGGCUAAACCACCUCGCGCUGUCACCCUCAAGGAAGUGCUCGGAAUCAACAGUGCUUUGUCUCAUGUAACGGAUAACAUCUUGAGCACAAGGAGCCCGGAGGUUACCAUCAGCAAACUCAAAAUCAGAUUUGUCUUGUUGCCUGAUGACUCCCUUGCCAUUGGAAGAUCUGUCGCCCGCGCCAUGGCAACCCAGAAGCUUGGUGCAGCUGAGUUUGAGAUCGUAACGAAGAAGCGUUAUAACCUCUGCUCUUCUAUUGAUUUCCUCAACUUUGCCAAGCAGUUCAAUGAUUUAGUUGGUGCUUGUCCGCAUGCAUUUGCUGGCCUUACGAGCCUGUGGCUGGAAAAUAUGAGGUUUGGUGAACUGGACAUUCCCAACAUCCUCAGCACUUGCAAGCUCUUGGAGUAUUUGCGUUUAACCCAUUGCGACUCAGGGAUCUAUUCUGUGCUGCAAGUAGAACACACUCAACUUGUUGAGCUCGAGAUCGACCAGGGGAAAUUUCAGAGAGUUGAGCUGAUAUGUCUACCAAAACUCCAACGGUUGACCUAUAAUAAUUGGUUCUCUUGUGAGGAUCCGAUGUAUUUUGGUUUUGUACCACAGCUUUCAAAGCUGAGCCUUAUUAAAACUGCCACCCGUUCGGACAAGUCUCUCAAGUUAAGUCAACUCCUUGCUAAUGUUCCUUCCGUAGGCGAUCUGCGUCUGGAUUUUGGAAGUGAAAAGAUCUGGGUUCUACCAGAAUGCCCAAAACUGCUCAGGCCUGUGCUCAGCAAACUACAGCAUGUGAAUCUGGACCAUCUUCCUGAAGGAUGUGAUUUAGCUUGGACAAUGUUUAUUCUUGAAGCUGCACCCUCCUUAAAAGAGCUAUGCAUCACAGUAUGGGAUCAUUGGUGCAUAAUGGUGAAAGACAAAGAGUUUCGGGAGAAAUAUGGUUACUGCGAGAAGGCAGACGUGAAGUGGAAGCCAUAUGCCCCUGAUUUCAAGCACAAGAAUCUGGCUAAGCUCACCAUCUAUGGCUUCCAACCUGACGACAAUUUUAUGCGAUACGUCAGGUGUGUCGUGGAACAUGCCAUUAAUAUAACAGAGAUAUCCCUGUCCGACAGGAAGGGGUGUAGGCGGUGUGGUGACUUGGAUCCAUCAAGAUAUCCACGGACUGCCGGGGAGAGGAAACAGACAGCUGACGAGUUGGGUUUGGCUUCGGGUGUUGUGGUUCAUUUCCGGUCGUGAUUGAAAAAAUUAUGAGUAGCUUGUAAGUCAUCUGUUCUAUCAUCUUUGUAGCUGGAAGGAGUUUGUAAGUCAUAUGUCAUAUCAUGUUUGUAGCUGGAAGUAGUUAUUGUACCUUUUGCUUUGCUUUCAGUUGAAGCUUGUUGUGAAGUAUUCUGAGAUUUGACAUCUUUGGAAAUAAUAAUUGUGAACUAUUGACUAUUG